AUGGACUUAAUAUAGUCCUGAACUGAUCGAUAACAGUUUUAGCAGAAAAAAUGGAAGAGGAUAGUUCUUUUUUUUCAUCCACGACUCUGACCAACAAGCAUCGAGGAAAUGAAGUCACCUUACCUCCAGCUUCUUUGGACACUUUGUCUAUUCAUCAACUGGCUGCACAGGGCGAGCUAUCACAAGUUGCUGCAUAUCUAAAUAAAGACAGUUCUCUUCUCAACAAACAAGAUGAACGGGGAUUUACACCUCUUAUGUGGGCUGCAGCAUUUGGGGAGAAAGCAAUGGUGGAUUUCCUGCUGGAAAAGGGUGCCGAUCCCAAAACUAUUGCACGGGAAAGGGAAAGUGCACUUACACUUGCCAGCUCUGGAGGCUUUGCAGACAUAGUUGAAAGUCUCUUGAGACACGGAGUGGAUAUAAACUCUUAUGACUGGAAUGGCGGAACCCCUCUUCUUUACGCUGUCCGUGGAAACCAUAUUAAAUGUGUUGAGACCCUUCUAGCCAAAGGAGCUGAUCUGACAAUUGAAUCUGACUCUGGUUACACUCCCAUGGCCUUAGCUAUUGCACUGGGGCACAAGAAGAUUCAGAAAGUGUUGGAGGAUCAUGUUGUAAAGCUCUACAAAUCAAAGACGUAACAUACAAAAAAUUAUCUUGUUGUUUUUUUAUAUGUAAUUAAAGGCAAGAUUUGUAAUCACA
Messenger RNA from Boleophthalmus pectinirostris (great blue-spotted mudskipper), 696 nucleotides. RefSeq names its product regulatory factor X-associated ankyrin-containing protein (gene rfxank). Bases 51 to 635 code for a protein of 194 amino acids. The record is from RefSeq and is a predicted model, not a curated record. The transcript has 7 exons. Gene Ontology annotation, cellular component: nucleus. Lineage: Eukaryota; Metazoa; Chordata; Actinopteri; Gobiiformes; Gobiidae. Gene Ontology annotation, biological process: regulation of transcription by RNA polymerase II. Gene Ontology annotation, molecular function: protein binding.